Molecule: messenger RNA, 1844 nt
Organism: Tuber melanosporum (Perigord truffle)
Lineage: Eukaryota; Fungi; Ascomycota; Pezizomycetes; Pezizales; Tuberaceae
Exons: 4
Coding region: 997-1554 (185 amino acids)
Source: RefSeq, a predicted model, not a curated record
CCCCGCUAGUCCCUCGGUCACUUGUUAGGAGAAGAAAGCGUUGCAUCCUUGGCCAACCUGCCAAAAUUACAAUCCACUGCAGGUGCUGGCACCGUACCCUACUUGCUCCAGCAGGAAUCGAUUGCAAUUUCAACAUGGCGCUCAAUCGCGCAUCGUCUUGAAUGACAGGCCGAUGGCGGUCUACGGUAUGAGUACCGACACUCUAGCAUAUUCUAGUCUAGAGGGAAACUUCUAUCCACUAGUCGCGACACCCGACGGAGAAACGACCGCAGAAGAACCUUAUUCAACGCUUACAUGUCCGUCGCGAAACAAACCCCGAUUUCUAACUCCCUCACCCGCAGUAGCAGACUCCACAAUCACUCGUCUCGGAUUAACAACACAAGCACGAAUCGCUCCCGAGGAAGGGCUUUUUUAUCCAAGAGUUAGAAACCAGUACCUGCGGCAUGACCGCGAGGUGAAAGGGCUCGGGCCAAACAUCCUUCCUCUCCCCUCGCUGUCGGGCAGGCUCUCUCCAUUUCGCAAAUGGGAUGAAUCUGAAUCCCUGCGGUCCACUCAGCCCUGACUAAGGCCAACCUAAAGCCCCCAAGGGUGUAUGUGUAUCUCCUUGAUUCGGAAGAGGCACUUAUGACCCCAGAAUGACAGGGAAACAACUACUCGUAUGCUUUUUUUCUUUUUCUUUUUUCAUCCGGCCCCGCCCUGCAGGUGAUAUAUGAAAGGACAAUUCUCACGAAGCUAAACCCACUACAUCAAUAUCACACCAAUAACUUGUUGGUAUAUAUACGCUUGAUAGCCCCUCCGCCUAAGGCCGAGAUGAGCCCCCCGACAUCGUCAUCACAGGUUUGAUGCUUCACCACCUUUUUCCCUACAAUUCUUAUACAAAAGGAAAACGGUCCCAGGUGUUGUAGCCACAGCUACACUUAUUCUCAUCGAAUGAUAUUCUGAUUUCAGACUCAAAAAAUCUUAUCCUGUCCUUAAAAUCAAUCGACAUCCCCCACUAUGCAAGCCAAUUUUCAAUUACUACUAUAUUUUGCCUUGUUCCGUUGCAAUAUCCUUCUCGUCUCUGGCCAUCCAGUAUCACCAGUUGAUUCCUCCACCGCCGCAUCCCCAGGGGACUUCUUUCCCAACCUAAUAUUCUCCGCACGGCGCUCUAUCCUACCCCGCAAGGAUAAUUCAACAGCCUCUUCUACCUCCGGCGGAAAUGACAAUUCUGGAGAUCGAAAUCAUUUACUACAGGCAAACCUGACAGCAGCCAUCGCCGUUGCCGCAGGUCUUGGGGUUUUAUUGAUCCUUGUUGGGUUAAUGAGCGCAUUCCGCAUGGGUUGGUCUAGAGGGCUUGAAUAUCAGGCGAAGGCGAGACGAAAACUCACCUCAACAGGAUCAAGCGACGCUACCACUGAUCCUACAUUUGUGCCUUGGCAAGUUAGCGGCCUCGGUAGGCACAGCUUCAGGCCCGGGAAGGGUGUUUACGAGAUUCGUGACGGGCCGGUCCAGGGAGCGAUCAGGAGUGUUGUGGCUGUGGAUAAGGGCAAGGCAAAGGAUAUUGGGAAUUGGUGAUGAGCCACUUUUUUUUUUCAAUUUUUUUUUUUUUUUUUCAUUCAUACUUAAUCACAUUGGGAAGGCGCAAGCACUCGAGUAUCUUAUGGCGCCACAGGGGAUCGAUCUUAUGGAAGUGUGCAGAAAAGGGGGUGGGUGGAUCGGAGUUUUAGCGGGUUCCCCUUUCAGUCUAUUAGCCUUUCGUUAACACUGACUUUUUUUCUUUCUUCUUGUUUAUUCGGGUAUAAAAAACGGAGUCUUGUAUUUAGUGAGCAUAAUAAUUAUAUUCGAAAGUCGGAUCUCAUACAGUA